CCCUGCGUAUUGCGUUAUAAUUGCGUUGAAUGACUUCUGCACAAUGUUGAUUGACUCAGCAUGGCAGAGGUGCAGUUCGACCGAGUCUAUUACUCGACAUGAAACGGCAUGCUUGCAAUGGGAAGCUCAAGGAUUCGCUUGUCGUUUAUCGUUGUGUCUGUCCUUGCUGCUAUUGAUCUCCCAGAUCUAAGCAUGCGUCGCAACUUGGAGCAAUGACUCAACAAAUUCCUAUCUAACGAACUUUCAAUAUCAAAGGACCGACGAAGAAUUCGCGCGCAAUUCCUAUGAUCUUCUUCCUCGGCCAAGCUGCUCCAUUAACACUGUGAUAGAACCAUGGUGUGGUGCUGCACAGAAAGCAAGGCUGCAGUACAGAUCUUGGCUCUCAUCUACUCUUCUUUCGCAUUCUUCGUCGGGGUCAUCUAUAUUGUGGCGGCUUGGCGUAUCUCGGUGGCCAUCGAACACUACAGACGUCCAUACGUUUGGGUGACUGGAGGAGUGGACGGCUUCAUGCAGUUUGUGGCCGCCGUCGUUCUCUACAUGUACAAGAACAACGUCGCAUCGGACAACCAAGAUGGACUCCUUCGAUGUUACACUUACUUGAUCUGUCAGAUGCUCGGAAACUUGCUCUACUCGACAGCCACGUUCCUUCGGUACAUGUUCAUCGAGUCGUCCACACUGGCGGAGAUGUAUCGAACGAUCACUUUCCCCGAUCCGGUCCCUCCAACGGCAAGGAUGACAUUGACCACCUUUUGGGCCGCUGUAGAAGGGACGUUCUUGAUGGGUUUCAGUUGUUACCACGAUCGCCUCAAGGAAAGGCAAGAGGCAAAGGAGAAGAAGAAAAAAGCUGAAGAGUCAACAUCGAGCUCGGAGGAAGCCCAAUCCCCUUACUACCCUCCCUCUAGUCCCGCGGGCCGAUCUACUGCGUUCUCUCCGGGUACCAGCAAGGUGGCCACCCCUUUCCACACCACUCAACUUGGCCGCGCUGUCCGGGUUCAUCGUUAGCGCCAUACUGUACUUCCAGUCACCUGUAUUUACAAAAUGUUUCUUCGUUGUCAAUCCGCAAACUGCACGUAGAAUAGAAAAGACGCAUUUAUUAUCGAAA
Ornithodoros turicata is the source of this 1102-nucleotide messenger RNA. RefSeq lists its product as uncharacterized. The record is from RefSeq and is a predicted model, not a curated record. Lineage: Eukaryota; Metazoa; Arthropoda; Arachnida; Ixodida; Argasidae. The coding region runs from base 334 to 1002 and encodes 222 amino acids. The transcript is spliced from 7 exons.